UCCAGUAAAGAGCGUUCCGAUGUAGAUUGUCCCACUACCCAACCCGUUGGUUUGUUUCCGGAAGUUCGACUGUUUUUAAUGGAUGCUUUUUGUGUUGCCUGUCUAGCUAAGUAGCAUGCCAACUACCAUAGCCUUACUUUCUCUCAAUACAUCUGGUAUUUAUAUUUAUUAGAAUAGCCUCAUAUACAGUAAGUACUACAGCUUAUAUCUCAAAAUGGUAAAACAAUUGCAAUAGGACAGUUAUUGGUGGAGGCAAAAGCGGUUUAGUUACCAGUAUCUUUUCUGCUAAGGUUAGCUAAUUAGCUAGCUUCAUAUCAUUUUGAUAGACUGGAUCGUAACACUGACCAACCUGAACAAAAGUAGGUAAACUUUACGAUCUCAUAACUGUAGCUAGCUACACGUAGACAGUUUGCCAUGAUGUCUGAAGCCAUCGUAACCUUCCAGUCUCAGCUCUCCGGGGUUAUGGAGACGGUCCUAAAGUCAGCCAUAUACGAGAUCACCAGGCUGGUGGAGGAUAGUUUCCUGGAAGAGGUGUUCCGGAGCCGGGAGCAGGUCGAGUCGCUGAAGAAGCGGCUGCAGUGGACGGAGAACAGUCGCAAGGAGAGGGAUAGAGAGGGAGGCCAGAGGGGGAAGUGUGCGGACUGUGGGAGAGCUGACGUGGAGACAAGCUCUGGAACCUCACAGACAGGUGUGGAGAGGGGGUGUGGCCUGAAGCAAGAGAAGGUAUCAGGGGAGGAGUGGAGCAGCUGUGGGGGCGUGGCCGGGGAAACAACCUUCCAUGACCUGGAGGAGGCUGAGGCCACCAGCCCUAGGAGAAUCUCUGAGUCCACAGAGGUUGGAGGUCAGAAGCUGGACAGUCUGCUGAAAGAGGAGCCUCUCCACAACACUGAGCUACAGGAGAGAUGGGAGUUCUGCCUGGAUGGGGCCGAUGGUUCGGACGUCUCGGGGCCCAGUAAGAGUUUCAGUGAGCAAGCACUGCAGCAGUGCCAGGCUGACUGGGGAUCUGUUCUAGACCAGGGGCCUAAACCUCCGGGCCCCGAGGGAGACGCAGGGGACCCCACCGACCCUCUCUACCGCCCUCGUUACAGCAUGAAGGAACUGGUGGGCGGCUUUGAGAAGUCUGAUUGCGACGGAAGUGGUGGUGGCGGCCAUCUUGCAGACAUAGAAGGGCUGGAUAGGUUUCCUGGUUCUCCGUCUCGUCUGGGGGCGAUGAGCUACGGAGCUGUGGGUCACUACCAGGUGGACCUGGGAGGGUCUGAGGGGGGAGACCAUCACCAUCGCUCCCACAUGCCUGACCCCCAUCAGAGGGAGCAGGUGGGGUCGCCAACGCCAUCCCCCCACCCAGAGGUGGGAGAACGGAACUGCCUGUUGAUAAACGAGGAGGGGUACCUGCAGGACUCCAGUGUCUUGUACCCAGAACACGGGGUCCCAGAGUCAGGUAACAGAGCCAGCCACAGGGGGCUAACCUCCAUCCACUCUGGAAGCUCAGCCCACAACAACAACACAGAGAGCCUGUAUGAUGCUGCUGACGACUUUGGAAACUCUUUAAACCUCAGAGAUCGUUCACAAGAGCAGGUAACAGGAAGAGUGAGAGGAGGGGGGAGGUGUCACGCCUGCAAUCAAUGCACCAAGACCUUCCCAGACUCCAUUUCUCUCAAGGCCCACAAGCAGAAACACGAAAUGGGUAGAGGGUUGAGCACAGAGUCUGGACCUCAAUACUUGCGCACCCAGUGCGGUAAGACCUUCACCCAGGCCUGCAACCUCAAGGUCCACCAGCGGGUCCACCAGGCAGAGGGACUCCACCUCUGCAGCCACUGCGGCAAGGGCUUUACCUCCUUCUCCGACCUGAAGAGGCACAAGUGCAGCCAGACCACAGACAAGCCCUACUGCUGCUCCAUCUGUGGGAACAAGUUCAAUCGGCUCUGGAACCUCAAGCUGCAUCAGCGCAUUCACACGCAGGAGAAACCUCACCGCUGCACUAUGUGUGACAAGCGCUUCACACGGGCGGACAAUUUGAAGGUGCACCAGCGUAUCCACACUGGGGAGAGACCAUACUGCUGCGCUGUAUGUGGACUCCGCUUCAAACAACUGGACCAUCUGAAGUCACACCAGCGCAAACACAGGCCGGAUCUCCUGAAAUGAAUUUGUUUUAAAAAAUAUAUACAGUACCAAUCAAAAGUUUGGACACGCCUACUCAUUCAAGGGUUUUAUUUAUUUUUACUAUUGUAGAAUUAUAGUGAAGACAUCAAAACUAUGA
Molecule: messenger RNA, 2257 nt
Organism: Oncorhynchus tshawytscha (Chinook salmon)
Lineage: Eukaryota; Metazoa; Chordata; Actinopteri; Salmoniformes; Salmonidae
Product: zinc finger protein 135-like
Exons: 4
Coding region: 415-2142 (575 amino acids)
Biological process (GO): regulation of transcription by RNA polymerase II
Cellular component (GO): nucleus
Molecular function (GO): RNA polymerase II cis-regulatory region sequence-specific DNA binding; DNA-binding transcription factor activity, RNA polymerase II-specific
Source: RefSeq, a predicted model, not a curated record